UGCUAUAACUCUCUUCAUUUUCUUAGUAUGUUGUCAGCUGCUGUUUCUACUCCCUUCUAACCAAAGGAGGCAAAAAAGAUAAGGCUGUCCGUGCAGAUUGCUGUUCUCCAGGUUUGGAAUGUUGUGGGAAUUGUGAGGAAUCUCUUGCCUUCCAUUGUGAUGGUUGGAGCCGCCUUGGUGCUGAGUCUCUACUUCUCAGUUGUCUAUGGUUUUCUCGUGCCCGUGACCACUAGUGCUUCAAGUUUACGAUUCUUUUCUUCUUUGGCUGUUUUACAGAUUUUUUUUUCCCUUUUUAUUUUUCCUUAGCUUUUUUCAGUUGUAUUAGCUUUUACUAUUUUACACAUUUUAAAAAAUCGUGUUUUCUUAUGCACUGGGGAGGAUAUUGUGUAACUGAAUUGCAGCUCACCACCUUAGCCCAGAAGUAUUUUGCUUGGCUUUCCAUUCCCACUGCCUUUGGACAUCCCUACUGAUACCACUAUUUGGAAUCAUGUCAUCAGAUUCUGCAGAUCCUUUCUACUGGAUGAGAGUUAUUCUUGCAUCCAACAGAGGAACUUUAAUGGAAUUGGGUAUCUCCCCGAUUGUAACAUCUGGUUUGAUUAUGCAGCUGCUGGCUGGAGCCAAAAUCAUUGAAGUUGGAGACACACCCAAAGACAGAGCUCUGUUCAAUGGAGCCCAGAAACUAUUUGGUAUGAUCAUUACCAUUGGGCAAGCCAUUGUGUAUGUCAUGACGGGCAUGUAUGGGGACCCUGCUGAAAUGGGUGCUGGCAUCUGUCUCCUUAUCAUUAUUCAGUUGUUUGUUGCUGGUUUGAUUGUGCUGCUGUUAGAUGAGCUGCUACAGAAGGGUUACGGCUUGGGGUCUGGUAUUUCCCUCUUUAUUGCCACCAACAUCUGUGAAACCAUUGUCUGGAAGGCCUUUAGUCCCACUACUAUUAACACUGGCAGAGGUACGGAGUUUGAGGGUGCAGUCAUAGCUCUCUUUCAUUUACUGGCCACCAGGACAGACAAAGUCCGAGCUCUAAGGGAGGCUUUCUACCGGCAGAACUUACCCAACCUCAUGAACCUCAUUGCUACAGUUUUUGUAUUUGCCGUUGUCAUAUAUUUUCAGGGAUUUCGUGUUGACUUGCCCAUCAAGUCGGCCCGGUAUCGAGGACAGUACAGUAGCUAUCCCAUCAAGCUCUUCUACACCUCGAACAUUCCCAUUAUUCUCCAGUCGGCCUUAGUGUCAAACCUGUAUGUUAUUUCCCAGAUGCUGUCUGUUCGAUUUAGUGGCAACUUUUUGGUAAAUUUACUAGGACAGUGGGCUGAUGUCAGUGGGGGAGGACCUGCUCGUUCUUACCCAGUGGGAGGCCUUUGUUACUAUCUUUCUCCUCCCGAGUCCAUGGGCGCCAUAUUUGAGGAUCCUGUCCAUGUGGUUGUUUACAUCAUCUUCAUGUUGGGAUCAUGUGCAUUCUUUUCUAAGACGUGGAUAGAGGUGUCUGGUUCCUCAGCCAAAGAUGUUGCUAAACAGCUUAAAGAACAGCAAAUGGUUAUGAGGGGCCACAGAGAUACCUCUAUGGUUCAUGAGCUCAAUAGGUACAUCCCCACAGCAGCUGCGUUUGGGGGCUUGUGCAUCGGAGCCCUGUCGGUGUUGGCCGACUUCCUUGGGGCCAUCGGCUCUGGCACUGGGAUUCUGCUCGCAGUCACUAUUAUUUAUCAGUAUUUUGAAAUUUUUGUCAAGGAGCAGGCUGAAGUUGGCGGGAUGGGUGCUUUGUUUUUCUGAGUGUUCCAGUAUUUCUUGUGUGUGUGAAAGGGAAAAUAAUCUUGACACGUUGUUUCUGUCAAAUGCUGGUUCCCCUUUUCUUCCCUCACACUUUGUUUUCAAGUGCUGACUGUCCCAUUUGUGAAAUGGGCACUGAGCUAAGCCUGUGUGCAGCGUUAGUACCAGCUGCCUUAAAACUAAAGUUUACAUUAUUCGUUAAAAAAUGUACUCGUAGUGUUGCCCGUGAUGCUGGAAACCAAUGUGCCCGCCUUGCCAUGUUCAGUUGUGACGGUGAGAUGGUGACGUGGAUCAGUUUUGCACACAUUCAAAACACUCGAUAUUUCCCCCACUUGUUUAAAAAUAAAUGUAGUUCAAAUUGCCACUUUCCAGUAUUUUUGAGCUUAUUUAAUGAGUUCUGGAACAUUUAUAUCUAAUCUGUAUUUUAGAUAUAAUUAACUUUUUAUACUUUUUUAACUCAUAGUAUCCACGUUCCCACCCUCCCUCUCCGUCCACCGCCCCUUCUUGUCCCCUCUCAAAGCUGCCACUCAGCCGACUGGCAGAAUCAGGCUUCGGUUACAGCUGUUCCUAGAAACAACCGCUCGUGAGGACUCUUGCUGAUUUUCAUUCCUUCCUUCCCAGUGACAGCAGUCAGUGCUGUUUGACUGUAUUGGCUAUGCCUUCGAAUUCCAACCCAUCACUUGAGAAUAUGCUUUCAAGAUACAAUGCCCCAUUUUUUUUUAAAACCCCUAAAGCAAAGAUCUAAUUCUCAAGCAAUGUCUGUAGUUCAGUGGGGGUGAACAUUAUGAGUAAUUCAUGCUAGGAAUUUGUGUAUGUUGUUGUACUUUACAGCAGCAACAUGAGUGUAAACAGUAGAAAAUAAACCUUUAUUUAAUAAAACUGUUUCAGUUGUGUUGGAAAAAUAAAAUCAGAUAUUAAACGA
Molecule: messenger RNA, 2678 nt
Organism: Prionailurus viverrinus (fishing cat)
Lineage: Eukaryota; Metazoa; Chordata; Mammalia; Carnivora; Felidae
Gene: SEC61A2
Product: SEC61 translocon subunit alpha 2
Exons: 11
Coding region: 488-1759 (423 amino acids)
Biological process (GO): post-translational protein targeting to membrane, translocation; SRP-dependent cotranslational protein targeting to membrane, translocation
Cellular component (GO): membrane; Sec61 translocon complex
Molecular function (GO): transmembrane protein transporter activity; signal sequence receptor activity; ribosome binding
Source: RefSeq, a predicted model, not a curated record